AAUUCACAUGUAGAUCCUGUUUUAGACACUUGCGCCAUCUCCGCAACUAUCUGCACUCGCCACUUAUUGCACAACUCUUUUGAAAUGCAAGUAAAAGUCGUCAACUUCACAAUUAACAAGGAACAACAUGCAGUUUUUGGGACAUUACUCUCUAAUCGUGAAUUUCUUAGCCUUUAUCUUUCAAGUGCCAUCACUUUUCUAGAUCGUUCCAGUAAACAACGACCACAGGACGUGACUCUACCGCCGAUUUCGCAAAUUCUUGAUACUAUCCCCAGCAGGCCUGCCUCUAGCUCGGAUUUAUCCCUACCGCCUCUACGGGUUGGCCAUGAUCAAGGCUUCCAAGAAGGAAGCCAGCAGUCCGGUCAUAGGAGUAGCAGAGCUUAUGUAACUUCGCCAUUCAAUAAUCCUUCUGGAGUUCUCGAUCUGCAGGACCCUCGAAUGAAGAGGCCCCGCUACGAUCAAUCUGCUCCUGGUGGAUCUUCUUACCCUCCUGUCAACCGAGCAGCCUCAUACAGCACACCUUCUCCAGUUGCAUCACGUUAUCAACCCUCAGGUAUGACAAUGCCUGCGUCGUCUCCAGUCAUACGCACGGAAAGGGUAGAAAAUAGAUACAGCGGCGCACCUUCUUUGAGCUAUGGUCCGAGUCCAUACUCCUAUGUCCCUCCACCUCAACAGCAUGCGCAAAGUUCCUCGUACUAUGCGGCUUCUAGCGGAUCCUCCCGCCCUCCCGCCAUGGAAGAUUCACGCGUAGAACAGCGGUCCCCUGGAUACACCCCCGUAGCUAUGGCCGGACAAGGGUCUCGUCCGGAGGAGGGUCCGUCGAAGGCGAACAAAUACGAGUGUCGCUAUUGCGGGAAGGGAUUCCUUAGGCCGAGCGCUUUGAAGAUACACAUCAUAUCUCAUACAGGUGAUAAAGACUUUGUCUGCCCGGAGGAGAAUUGUGGUCGUCGAUUUGGAGUUCGUAGUAACAUGUUGCGUCACAUUCGCCUCGUGCACCAGAACAACCAUUCGCAUUCGUCGGGGGAAGAGCUUUCAAAAGACGACGAAUGGUCUGAUUAACUGAUGUAACACAAAUAGAUAGAAGAUAGUUACACAGUGCUACUGGGAUG
Messenger RNA from Lentinula edodes (shiitake mushroom), 1109 nucleotides. RefSeq lists its product as uncharacterized. Lineage: Eukaryota; Fungi; Basidiomycota; Agaricomycetes; Agaricales; Omphalotaceae. The transcript has 6 exons. The coding region runs from base 85 to 1059 and encodes 324 amino acids. Gene Ontology annotation, molecular function: DNA-binding transcription factor activity, RNA polymerase II-specific; RNA polymerase II cis-regulatory region sequence-specific DNA binding. Gene Ontology annotation, biological process: regulation of transcription by RNA polymerase II. Gene Ontology annotation, cellular component: PcG protein complex; transcription regulator complex. The record is from RefSeq and is a predicted model, not a curated record.